GGUGACGCCGGGCGUGAGGCCGGGCUGCCAGGGCCACUGCACCAGCUACGCCCAGUACUGCAGGCACGGGGGCCGAUGCGUGGAGAAGUACAACGGCUACUCGUGCGACUGCUCCUCCAGCGCCUACGACGGGCCCUUCUGCAGCCAGGAGGUGGGAGGUUUCUUCGAGGCAGGAACUCUGAUUCGAUACAACUUCCUGCCUGAAGCAGCAGCAGCAGCCAAUAAGGACGGCAGGAUGGCGCUACAGCCUCUGACCCCACAGGAAGUGAACCUGACAACAGAGGAAGUGGCGUUCAGCUUCAGCACGUCGAGCGCUCCGGCCAUCCUGCUGUACGUGAGCACCAAGACCGAGGACUACUUGGCCAUCGUACUACGACAGAACGGUGUUCUGCAGAUGAGGUACCAGCUGGGGGGGCAGAAGGAGCCCUUCUCUGUGGACGUGGACCAGAGGAACCUGGCUAACGGUCAGCCCCACAGUGUCAACAUGACCAGGGUCAACCGGACCAUCACUGUACAGUUGGACCACUACCCUCCAGUCAGCUACUCUCUUCCUGAAUCUUCAGACACACAGAUGAACCUGGUCAAGACUCUCUUCCUGGGCAGAGUGUUUGGUGAGUGUCCCUGUUCUUUGAUCUUCGUAGCGCAGCCCCCUUACAACAGGAAGUGUCCCAUGGCUGCACACAGGAAUGCAGGGAAGGAGUGCGUCCACUGGAGGGCGACAGAGGUGUCGUGUGAAAGCAGAGCUUUGGACAAAACUGUGGACAGAAUUCUAAUGAGGUCACAAAAUCAUUAGCCCAUAUCUUUUUCUCGUCAGUGCAAGGCCACACACACACACACACACACACACAAGGCCACACACACACACACACACACGCUCACACACGCUCACACACGAUGUCAUUGACUCUGGGCACAUUGCCCCAUCAAUUAUAAUCACCACCAAAUAGAAUAUGCUUAUUUCGCCUUUUUAAUAGAUAAUUCUGAUCAAUUGUUAGUUAUUGAAUUGAUAGUCAGCGAAUAUGUUUGCUAAUAACGUCGGUCCAUAUUCAUGAAAAACCUCUCUAGAAUAAUGGAAUUGAUUCAUUAUAAUGUGCUUUGGUGUUUUUUCUCAUCAUAAGAUGAUAAAUGUCUUUGUCAAGUCCAGGAUCAGGUCAGGCCCAGUCAUGGUGAGAAGCAGCUCUUCCAUUGAAAGCCCGUAGACAUUGUAGGGCGAUGAGAAGCGCUCAGUGGUCAGAGCGUUUGGCUGCGGAUCAAAAG
Molecule: messenger RNA, 1257 nt
Organism: Osmerus eperlanus (European smelt)
Lineage: Eukaryota; Metazoa; Chordata; Actinopteri; Osmeriformes; Osmeridae
Product: contactin-associated protein-like 2
Exons: 4
Coding region: 236-793 (185 amino acids)
Source: RefSeq, a predicted model, not a curated record